UCAAAAAUUAAAGUGGAGAACUUUUCCAAGUGUAAUUCAGUAUCAAUAUCACCAUGUCGCCGUUAAUUCAAUCCCUUUUUCUCCUAAUAACUUUAUUUUCGCUAACUUCAUCAGAAAACAUCCUCUUCGUGACAACUGCACCAUUAUAUGGGGCCCAAAUGGUGCUACAACCCAUCUGGACGCAACUUUCGAAGAGCCACACCGUAACUGUAAUCACACCAAACCCAACGAAUCAAAAAAACAAUACAAAUUUAAAAGAAAUCGACAUCAAAUUCAUCUACGAAUUCAUCGAAAUGAAAUAUGAUUUCUCCCAAUACGUAGCGAAAUACAAAGAUGAGCCUUUAAGGUACUCGACGUUCUUAACGACGGUUUUAACCGGGAUUAAUAACGAAGUGUUGAAACACCCCGAUGUUAAAGCGUUGAUUAAGGAUGAUUCGUUAAGUUUUGAUUUAACAAUUGUUGAAUUUAUCACGGUUCCUACGAUGCUUGCUUUCGGACAUCGGUUUAAAACUCCAAUUAUUGCGAUUACAACAACGGACGCUUCCGUUUUGGGGCAAGACUCCAUCGGAAAUCCAAACCAUCCGGCUUUGAACCCAGAUUUAAUGUUGAAAUUCCACGGAGAUUUAUCAUUCAUGCAAAGAGUUUUUAGCACGUUGAGUUUGGUCAGUCGAAAAGCGGUGGCUCAUUUAGUGAAAAGGGUCGAGGAUGAAACCGUUUCGAAACACUUCGGCGAUAAUUAUCCGAGUUUGGAUGAACUUACGGAUCGAAUCGAUUUAUUUUUGAUGAAUGUUAAUUUGGGAUUUCAUAAUUUAAGACCCACCGUUCCGGCCGUUGUUCAUUUUGGGGGUGAAAUGAGCGUAAAACCCGCUGGAAAAUUACCAGAGGAUAUCAAGAAAUUUUUGGACGAUGGAAAAGACGGAGUGGUUUAUUUCAAUUUAGGAACGGUAAUAAGGGCCAGAAUGAUCAAGCCGGAACUCCUCGAGGCGAUUUUUACGAGUUUCGCUCGACUCCCGUAUCGAUUUAUCAUAAAAUUGGACGUCCCCGAUACAUAUCCGGGAAAGCCGGAUAAUAUCAUGAUUAAAACUUGGUUACCACAACAAGAUAUUCUACGUCACGAAAAUGUUAAAGUUUUCAUCACACAAUGUGGGUUACAAUCGAUUGAGGAAGCGAUUUAUCACAACGUUCCAAUAAUAGGGUUACCAUUCUUUGGGGACCAAUACAGUAAUUGUUUGCAAGCUGAGGAGAAGGGUAUUGGAAUAAUUUUCGAUGUAAAUCGAUUGGAUUCGAGGAAAUUAAUCGCCGCUAUCGAGGAAGUGAUAAAUACCCCAACUUAUGAGGAAAAAACGAAAAUGAUUUCAAAAAUCGCUUUGGAUCAACCAAUGACCGGUUUGGAGAGAGCCACGUGGUGGAUUAAUCACAUUUUACGUUACAAGGGUGGAAAGCAUUUGCGAGCGCCUUCUUUAAACGUUCCAUUUUGGAAGUUUUAUUUAUUGGACGUUUUAGCUUUUAUCGGUUUUAUCGUUUUAAGCGUUUUCAGGGUGCUUUACUUUUUAAUUAAGAAAUGUUUGCGGUGUUGUAUUAAAAAGAGUCAUAAAACUAAAUCGCAAUAGAAAUAAUAAAAAAACUUACCAAAUGCGAAAUCAAAAAAUUGUGACGUUUGACACAUUUGAGGUUAAUAAAGGUGGCGACAUCUGUGGGAC
Onthophagus taurus is the source of this 1700-nucleotide messenger RNA. RefSeq names its product UDP-glycosyltransferase UGT5-like. Gene Ontology annotation, molecular function: UDP-glycosyltransferase activity. Lineage: Eukaryota; Metazoa; Arthropoda; Insecta; Coleoptera; Scarabaeidae. The record is from RefSeq and is a predicted model, not a curated record.